This is a messenger RNA of Musca vetustissima, 1743 nucleotides long. RefSeq names its product arginine/serine-rich coiled-coil protein 2-like. Lineage: Eukaryota; Metazoa; Arthropoda; Insecta; Diptera; Muscidae. Bases 1 to 1737 code for a protein of 578 amino acids. The record is from RefSeq and is a predicted model, not a curated record. The transcript has 4 exons.
AUGUCCGGGCUUGUAAAUUACAGCAGCGAGGAGGAACAAGAUGAUUAUUCAUACACAAAAGCGGCUGAACGUGAUAGUAGACAGCAGCGUGCAUCCGGAAGCGGUGGAUCUGGUGAUAAGAAACAGCGGCGUGAACGUUCCGUGAUUUCAUCCAGUUCGAGCAAUGACAGUGAACAUGGAACGCCACCGCCGCCACCUUCUCGCAAAGAGAAAAAUCGCAGUGAACGUUCCUCCAAGGGUGGUAGCGGUGCCAACAACAUAAGCGGCAGCAGUGGCAGUCAUUACAACAGUCAUCACGAUGAGGAUAAACAUAAAACCGACAAACAACGUUCGGAAAAAUAUAAUCGUGAUUCAUCUCGUGAUCGCAGAGGUGGAGGGGGUGAUGGCCGCAGAGAUUCCUCAAAAUAUGGCCGAGAUAAUCGUGACAGCCGAGAUUUUAAGGAUGAUUAUAAUAAGAACUAUGACAAUGGAGGAAAUUGGAAUGAUAAAAGGUAUUCGGAUAAUAAACGACACAGUAAGGACUAUAAACGUGACAGUGGCAAUAAACGUAAUGAUGGCGGAGCUGCUGCUGAUCACUAUCGUGAUGAAAAACGUUCUCGUUAUGAUGAUAGAAAAUCAUCGGCAUCAUCAUCGAAUAACUAUAACAAAGAUCGGUCAUCAACUAAUUCGUCAAAGUAUCGCUAUGAUGAUCGCAAAACAAAUGAUCAACAACGACGGGGCGAUGAUCGUCGUGAUGACAAACGGAUAAUUGAUGAAAGACGUGGCGGGGGGGACAACAAUGGCAGUUCAUAUAAUGACAAAAAGGGAGGAGGAGAUUAUCGCAACCGUAGCGGCGAUUACCAUGAGAAAAAAGAUUAUCGCAGCAAUACAGAUGAUCGCAAUGGUUCGCAACGUUCCUCAUAUUAUCAGGAUAGAACAGCAUCAUCAUCGGUAUCAUCAUAUCGACCAAAUAGCAAAUAUUCAUUAGAUCGUCGCGAAGAAAAUGAACAGCGUAAGUAUGAAUCACAAAGCGGUCAAGCCGAAUCGUCAAGCAAACAAAACAAAAAUGAACCCCAUAGCUCACAAAGGGGCGAAUAUCCUAAUGAAACAACAUCAUGCAGCCGUCCAGAUGAAUCCAAGUCGUCAGGAUCAUUAUCAUCCAAUGGGGGAGGAGUAGGAGGAGGUGAUGGCCCGACUGUUGCUACUGAAAAGAAGGUCUUACCUUCUGCACGCAAUUUUGAAGCCCUUUUAUCCCUGCCACUCAGUGAAACAGCACCCAAACAACCCAAUGUUGUAACAGUUCCUCCAAUCGGCGCUUUAAAACAGGAUGGUGAUUCCCCCGCAGCAGCUCUCACAACGGUACAGUUACCUAGUUAUUACAAUCCCAAAGUCAUAAAUCCCAAUAAAUAUGCCGAACAAAUACAAAAACGUAAACUAAUAUGGGGCGCAAAGAAAACCGAAGAUGCCGCCUCGAAAUGGGGUCAUGCCCAGUUCUCGCAAGAUUCAGAUGGUAAAGUGGCAUCGAAAUUUAUGCGUCUAAUGGGUAUAAAAAAUGCUCCCCCUACAUCGUCGGAAACAGCUGCUGCUGAGUCAGGUGACAAAAAACCGGACGGCACCUCUCCCAACAAUAAUCCCGAUUACAAAUCCCGCGAAGCAAUGUUCUCAACAAUGGAACAGCAAUAUGAAGUGGCACGGCAAGUUACGCACACUAUGCGUGGUGUGGGUCUAGGUUUUAGUUCCCAAACAAGACCUUAUUAGAUAAUG